AUGGCAACCGAAAAUGAGCACAACGAAUCGCAAAAAUGCUUCCUAGAUUGGAUGAAACUUCAAGAACAAGAUCUAGGCGAGCUCCUUCAAGUCAUAAAUCAAUCUGAAAAACCUCCUGAUACUGUACUUACCCAACUUGCAGAGAAAAGCAUUCAGCAUUUUCAAGAUUACAUACAGAAGAGAAGCCAUCUUUACCAAAAUAACGUCUCUCACUACUUUGCACCCGGUUGGAAUUCUGCUUUGGAGAAUUCUUUUCUCUGGUUAGCCGGUUGCAGACCCUCCAUUUUUAUUAGACUCGUCUACGCACUUUGCGGGUCAGAAGUGGAAUCUAAUCUUGCAGAAUAUCUUCAAGGUGCAAGAAUAGGGAAUCUUGGUGAGCUUUCAGCGAGACAGCUCAAUAUGGUAAACAAUUUGCAUUCAAGAACAAUCAAGCAAGAAGAGAAAUUGUCAAGCCAGUUAGCGAGCUUACAAGAAGAGAUAGCCGAUGAGCCAAUUUCUAUUCUCGCCAAGAGCCAGAGCCAGGCCUCUGAUGAGCCUAGCGAUGAGGUGGACCGGGCACUUCAAGAUCUUGAUGUGGCUAUGGCGCGUAUUCUACAAGAAGCUGAUAACUUUAGGUUAAGUACGGUUAAGGAGUUGAAUAGCAUUUUAAAUCCUAUUCAGGCAAUUGAUUUUUUAGCUGCUGCUAAAAAGCUUCAUCUCUGCAUGCAUGACUGGGGUAAAAGAAGGGAUCUUAAUCAUGGUAGAAAAAACUGA
This is a messenger RNA of Jatropha curcas, 753 nucleotides long. It is a transcript of the gene DOG1, whose product is annotated as delay of germination 1. Lineage: Eukaryota; Viridiplantae; Streptophyta; Magnoliopsida; Malpighiales; Euphorbiaceae. The record is from RefSeq and is a predicted model, not a curated record. Gene Ontology annotation, molecular function: sequence-specific DNA binding. Gene Ontology annotation, biological process: DNA-templated transcription.